AUGGAUUCUCAAACAUAAGGCGGGCCAUCGCUUAAAUCACUUAGGAAAUCUCCCUUUGAGAUUAUGUAGUUCUAAAAAGAGUGGGAUGUAGGAAAAGAUUACGAAGUAAGGAAGUAGAUUGGAUCAGGAAGCUACGGUAAUGUUUGCGAAGCAAUUCAUAAAGCUACAGGAGAAAAAGUUGCUAUUAAAAAAAUACUUAACUUAUUUCAAGAUGAAAUUGACACUAAGAGAAUGUUAAGGGAAAUACAGAUUCUCCGUUACAUGAACAAUAGCAACAUUGUCAAGUUAUAUGAUAUUAUAGAACCUAGUGAUCCUUUGAAGUUUAAUUCUCUCUUUCUGGUAUUAGAGUAUGCGUAGUCAGACUUAAAAAAAGUUCUUAAACAAUCUAUGUUUUUGACGGAGCUUCAUGUAUAGACAAUCAUAUAUAAUUUACUAGUGGGACUGAAAUUCAUGCAUGAAUCUAAGAUAAUUCAUAGAGAUAUCAAACCAGGCAAUAUAUUAAUAAAUGCAGAUUGCAGUAUCAAAAUUUGCGAUUUUGGGUUAUCAAGAUCUAUUGAUGGUGUUACGGGAAGCAAAUCUUUAAUCAAAGAAGAAAUAAAAAAAGAUUCUUAAUUGCAGGAGUAGUUCUCUCCUCCAACUAAGAAAAAUUUUGAUAAUUUCUCUACAAGAUAAGUAUCAUUAGAUGCCUAAUCAUUAGAACCCCUUCCUCUUUCAUAAUAGCAAAGUUCAAAUAAUAGCGAAUAAGAUCAAAAUAUAAUAGAUGAAAUUAAUUAACAACAACAUUAAAAAUCUCCACAAACUCCUAAAUCACAAUAUAUUGAUGAGGUUUUUAAUUCUUAAUCACAAAGUCCUGAAAAAAGAAAAGUCCUAUGCGAGUUGCUCAUUUAAACUAAGGACUUGAGAAAAAAUUUAAAAAGACAACUAACUGGCCAUGUUGUCACUCGAUGGUACAGAGCUCCUGAAUUAAUCCUUUUAGAGAAGGACUACGGAGAACCAAUAGAUGUUUGGGCUAUUGGUUGCAUCUUUGCAGAGCUACUCACUAUGAUGAGGGAAAAUGUAGCAAAUCAUAAUGACAGACAAGCUCUUUUCCCUGGCAAGUCUUGCUUUCCUUUAUCACCAGAUAAAACUCCAGGACCUAUUUAGGUUAAUAAAAGGGGUUUUAGAAUUAGUUAAGGAGAUUAAUUAAGCAUGAUAUUUGAUGUUAUCGGGACACCGAAUGAAGAAGAGAAGUCCUUUAUAACAGAUAAGAAAGCUUUAGAUUAUUUAGACUCUUUUGAUCCUAAACCUCGAGCUGAUCUCUCUAAAAGAUUCCCUGCCUCCAGCGAAUAAGCAAUGGAUUUCAUGUUUAAAAUGCUGACUUUUAAUCCAUUUUUGAGGCCUACUAUCUAAGAAUUAUUAGAUCAUCCAUAUCUAAAGACAAUAUCAGACUACUAUAAAGAAGAACUAAAAGCCUAAAUAAUAAUAAAUAAACAGAACUAGCUAUCUACUGAAGAGCAGGAAAAGUUUUUUCAAUACGAAAAAGAGCAAGAAACAUUAAACUUUGAGAAACUAAGACGCUUAUUUUUGCAAGAAAUAGAUCACUUUAAGAAAUAAAAAAGCCUAAAUGAAAAUCAUUUUCAAAAGGUGAUAAAAAAUCAAAUUAUGGAACAGCUACAGUAGCAACAGGAAUUGCAUAAGGAUAAAGUUAAUAAUGAUUAGAAUAAAGGUUAUGAGGAGAACAAGCAGAGUAGUUAACAGCAAUAGGACAUCUGA
Messenger RNA from Stylonychia lemnae, 1752 nucleotides. NCBI's taxonomy places the organism in Eukaryota, Ciliophora, Spirotrichea, Sporadotrichida, Oxytrichidae. The record is from the annotation of a GenBank genome assembly.